Exophiala mesophila is the source of this 2077-nucleotide messenger RNA. RefSeq lists its product as uncharacterized. Gene Ontology annotation, molecular function: FAD binding; D-amino-acid oxidase activity. Lineage: Eukaryota; Fungi; Ascomycota; Eurotiomycetes; Chaetothyriales; Herpotrichiellaceae. The transcript is spliced from 4 exons. The record is from RefSeq and is a predicted model, not a curated record. The coding region runs from base 350 to 1414 and encodes 354 amino acids.
GGUCAGACCGAUAAGGUCGACAUCGACGAAGAAGACCCUUGAGCUGGCCUGCCGCAGGAUUAAUACUCCAUCAUCCAAUCAAGUAUAUAUUUAAAAAUACGCAAGAAAUCGUUCUUAGAAAUUCUGUCUCCCAGUUCGAUCAGGCCACAGGUUUCCUUGAAUGCGCUGACUGUGAAAGCCGUUUUCAGCUGUUGCUUGCGUUGAUUGUCAUAGGGCGGAGGAGCCGGUUCAGAUAUCUUUGCAGCAUCAACUUUCAAGUAUUUAUUCAAGUUAGCGAGCACGACCGUUUUAAAAAGAGCAGAAGAGGCAGAACCCAUCGAAGUCAAAAGGCGCUCUAUACUCAUUCAUCAUGGCAUCCUUACCAUCCACCGAAAAGCAUGAAUUUGUCGUUCUCGGUGCAGGAAUUGCGGGAUUGACGACGGCGCUGGAACUCAAGCAGAUCUAUCCCAAUAGCCAGGUGACGGUGGUUGCGAAACACUUCCCGGGCUCGGCAUCCAUGACCGAAUACACAUCGCCAUGGGCUGGGGCGAACUGGCACACGUUUGAACCGACAUACAACAAAUAUGCCAAGUACGACGAAGUGACGUUCGGACGGUUCACCAAACUGGCGAAACAAUCACCCGAAUGCGGGAUCAAACCGUGUCCGUUACGACUCAUCUAUGACAGCGAGGAGGACAUCAAGCAGAAUCCUUGGUAUGCAGAUCUUGUCGGUGGUAUUUCCAAGGUCCCCAAGAGUGAGCUGCCCCUUGGCGCAGGCGCCGGUGUCGACAUGGUCACAUUCAUGAUCAACACGGUCGUGUAUCUAUCCUGGCUCCAGAACCAACUACUCCAAUUAAAAGCGAUCUUGAAACGCAAGCCGUAUACACACAUUGACUCCGUCUUGGAUGAUUUUCCACAAGCAACAGCGGUUUUCAACUGCACAGGGCUAGGAGCAAGGCUGCUGGGCGGCGUUGCCGAUGAACUGGUAUACCCAACUAAAGGGCAGACGCUUCUGGUGGCGGAGCCGGCACAGCCGCUGCAGCGCAUGUACAUCCGGAUAUCUGGACGAUGGGGCAAUGAGUUUGCGCAUGUGUUUCCUCGGCCCUUGGGCGGAGGUGUCAUCAUCGGCGGUACCCGCCGUGACGAUGACUGGACCGCUGAACCAGACAUGCAGCUCGCCGAACGCAUCAAGCAACGUUGUUGUGAGAUUGCACCGGAGUUGGGUCAGCCGAAGGAUCUACUGGUCAUUAGUCACAAUGUUGGCUUGAGACCAUCUCGAAAGGGGGGCGCUCGAGUCGAACUAGAACGUCACCACGGACGCAUUCUUGUGCAUAACUAUGGGGCAGGAGGAGCAGGAUAUCAAUCCUCGUGGGGCAUGGCUGCAGGUGCAAUAAAGCUCUUACAGGAGCAUUUGGCUUCAAAGCCACGUCUAUGACAACAUUUUCUCACAGUCGACCCUCCAGACAUGAUUUUCGAUGGCUGGGCAGAUUCAUGUAGAAGAAAAUUGAAGUCAGAAAGCGAAGAAGAAAUCCAUUAGAUAGGAGGAGACUAUCAUCAGCCAGUAGAGGCCUUUUGGAAGUGGCCAUCUUUCGACCGAAGACUAAUGGGACCAGACUUUCUUCGGACUUAGCUUGACCUGACAAGGGUUCAACGGAAUGAUGCCCCUCUUCCAGACCAACAGAGACUGUGAUCUUGAGCUCACCCCUCGUUGCAUGCUUGCAGAGUUCUGAGGUUGGUUGUGGAAAGCACGGCGCAUGAGUCUCAAAACUUCCCUCAUAACUUCCCUCUACACUUUACGGACGUGCAGAGUAUGCUCAAUGGCAGUUGCUGUCUUCCCUUCGGUUAUUUCGUUCUACAGAGGACAGGAUGACAGGAUGACAGGAUGCGAGUCGAGUCAGUCAAAAGAUCAUGUGAUUCGAUGAAAUGUACUUUUGACCACUAUUGCUACCCGUGUGGUGUUCCGCAUUGGACUCGUCAACCAAGUGCCUACUCGGAGCGGGCAUAUAUUCGCUCCAUAUCCUCUCCCUCUAAUCCAUUGUGAUUAUUCUUGACGAGAGCAUCGAUUGCGUCGUCGAUCUUGUCCUUUCCUUCCAGUAAG